CUGACGCUGCCCUGGCGAUGGCAGCGCUGCCAUGGCAGCCUUGGGGUCCUGCCAGCUGCUGCACAAGGCCCUGGAAGGGAGCAGCAGUGAAGGCCCCGCAGCAGCACCUCGGCUCUUGGAGGAGGUGUGAGCAAAGGUUGGCCAGCACUUGGAUCCAGGUGAUUAGAAGCCAUCCGUAGUCCUUUGUGCUUGGGACAGCUGCUCAAAGGACCCUGUUCCUGCAGAAGGAUGGCUGCAAAGAAAAAGGAGGUGGCGCUGCAGAUUAACAUUACCAGCCAGGAGCUUUGGGAAGAAUUGCUGUGUCUCAAAGGACUUAUUGUUGUUGAUGUGUUUCAAGCCUGGUGUGGCCCAUGCAAACCAGUAGUGAAUCUGUUCCAAAAAAUCAGGAACGAAGUUGGCAGUGAUCUCCUGCAUUUUGCUGUGGCUGAAGCUGAUUCCAUUGAUGCUCUGGAAAAAUACAGAGGACAAUGUGAGCCUGUCUUUCUCUUUUAUACAGGAGGAGAAUUAGUGGCUGUGGUAAGAGGAGCAGAUGCACCAUUGCUGCAGAAGACCAUCCUGAAACAGCUGGCAGGGGAAAGGAAGGGUUUACGUGGAGGAGAGCCUGUGGUGGGGCCAGACAGAGCCUUCUCCAGAGACAGGGAAGCACAGCUCACCCUCAGGAGGAACAGCGGGAAGGACUAACAGGGAACAUUUUUUCUUGGCUUUGCUGGGACAGUGCUGCAUCCUGGCCCUGUGCACACCAAAUCUUCGGCUCCAGAAUGCGGGAAUCGAAGCAAAAUCCUCCUGGCUUUACCUGAAGCACCAUGAGAUGCAGGGGCGUGAGGGAUGUUGGUCUCUGCCUCUCCUUUCUGCGCCUAUUGUUAAUUUUGUCCAUUUUCUUCCCUCGGAGGCUGACGCAUCCAUCGGGUCCGGGAUGACAAGCGCAGUCGUGGAGCAGAUGCGAACGUUUUCAAUAAAUACAAGAUUUUCGUGUGGUAGCA
Molecule: messenger RNA, 980 nt
Organism: Prinia subflava (tawny-flanked prinia)
Lineage: Eukaryota; Metazoa; Chordata; Aves; Passeriformes; Cisticolidae
Gene: NME9
Product: NME/NM23 family member 9
Exons: 8
Coding region: 229-681 (150 amino acids)
Source: RefSeq, a predicted model, not a curated record